This is a messenger RNA of Polychytrium aggregatum, 372 nucleotides long. RefSeq names its product SMAD/FHA domain-containing protein. NCBI's taxonomy places the organism in Eukaryota, Fungi, Chytridiomycota, Chytridiomycetes, Polychytriales. Gene Ontology annotation, molecular function: protein binding. The record is from RefSeq and is a predicted model, not a curated record. The coding region runs from base 1 to 372 and encodes 123 amino acids. The transcript has 4 exons.
AUGUCAGCAUCGGACCCGCAAUCCCUUCGAGAAAUAGGUCCGAAACGAAGGGUCAUGGCUUGGCGACUGUUGCCGCUCAACGACAACACAGCGAGCUGCAGCCUUACCAGUAAUAAGGUCACAUCGUUGGGCCGGCAUCCAGCAAGCGACAUUCGGGUCGGUGAGCUCGUUCUCUCGGCCACGCACUGCAAGUUUUAUGUCGACGACUGCACCCCACCAACGCUGAGGAUUCAGGACUUGAGCUCGAAUGGCACAUGGGUGAAUGAAAAACGGCUUGUCAAAGGGGAGAAAAGUAAUCUCGCCGAUGGGGAUCGCAUUGUGCUAUCAAGAGGCAGCGAUAAGCUGAUCGGAUACGAUGUCGAGUACGCAUAG